Molecule: messenger RNA, 755 nt
Organism: Drosophila santomea
Lineage: Eukaryota; Metazoa; Arthropoda; Insecta; Diptera; Drosophilidae
Product: hyphally-regulated protein
Exons: 4
Coding region: 92-634 (180 amino acids)
Source: RefSeq, a predicted model, not a curated record
CCUCAUUUUCAGUCCGGCAUUCAGUUAGGUAACAGAUCGUCCAACAAAAUUAUCAGAAAAAUCAUUUGAAAAUUUUCCAAUUUUUCUUACAAUGGAGAACGGUCCGGAAUUUAGUUGGGAGUACAGUCAUGGUGGUCAGGGAAAUCCCAACUACUCCCAGAUGGGAAGGAGUAGUGCUCCUUCUGGAGGCGGAGGUCGUCAGUGGCUGCACUCGAACCAGGGGAACACCCACAACUAUAUGCCCGGCUCCAGUCCACAUGGAAUGGGUGUCCACCAGAAUCACGCAUCUCCAGGUGAUCCCUUCGCCUCCUACAACCAGAAUAUGCUGAACAUGUACACGAACUUCAAGCCCAGCUAUGGUCAUUCUCAAGUUGGCCCGGCUACGGUCCAAGGAAUGGGACCAGAGCCUGGCCAGGAAAUGGGUCGGAGGAUGGGUAAUGGUAUGUCCCAGUCCAUGGGAUUCGAGGAAGGCAUGGGUUCGGGCAUGAGUCAGGGCAUGAGCAAUGGCCUCGGCGCUGGAAUGCGAGUUGGUUCCAUGCGUGGAGGUCAAAGGUUAGCUGGUGGCUACUCCAAUCGCUCGAACGGUCUCAACGAUUCAUACCCCACGCAAUCCCAUCGAGGUAGUUGGUUCUAGAUGAACCCACUAGUUAGUUCCCAACUAUAUUUUACGGAUCAGAACUGGCACUUUAUGAAUGAUAUAUAGGCUGUCCAUAUAUUGUAUUUACAAAGCAAAUAAAUCGAAAUUUUCCGUUUAA